GGGAGGGAAGAAGGACGUUGAGAAAGAUGGUGUUGAGCGUUUUACUUAAGACCUUUACGACCAACAGAUCGUUGGUGGUUUUUGAAUUCUGAUUCCCGUCCCUACUGAAACUGUGCGACGCUGGCUUCGUUCAAUUCACUCGUUUUACACCAUUUCCUUGUCUGUCGAUCGAUCCUAUCCCCGUCCCAUCACCGCACCGAAAUGACAUGGCCGAAAUCAAUACCAAAAGCGGCGCCGUCGCAAUCGUGAUCUGCGUCUUCAUCAGCAUCGCAUUCUACAACGUCCUCGAGUUAAAUGCCUACAUCUUCGGCAGCUUCAAGAAGCGCAGCGGGCUUUACUUCUGGAGUUUAGUUAUCGCGACUUGGGGCAUUGCCUUCAAUGGAACGGGUUACCUCAUCAUGCACCUGUCGCUGUCGGCGCAGCGGUAUCUUUAUUCGACGCUUAUACUUAUUGGAUGGUGUACUAUGAUUACGGGACAGUCUGUUGUUUUGUACUCGAGGUUGCAUAUUGUUAUGCAUAAUCAGAAGAGGUUGAGGAUGGUUUUGUAUAUGAUCAUCUUCAAUGCGAUCUGGUUGCAUCUUCCUGUUAUUAUCCUUGUUUAUGGCGUCGGAUCGCCGAACCCGAAGCCUUUCCAGAAACCCUACGAGGUCUUUGAGAAGAUCCAACUCAGUGUCUUUUUCGUUCAAGAGCUCAUCAUCUCGGGCUUGUACGUAUGGGAGACGAGCAAACGCCUCAGACUAGAAAAGAGCGUCGGCAACACCAAGACGCGCAUGGUACUGAACCAUCUCCUCAUCGUCAACGUCCUCGUCAUUCUCCUCGAUGUGUCCAUCCUCGCCCUCGAAUUCGCGAAUCUCUUCGACAUCCAGACCGCCUGGAAGCCACUCGUAUACAGCGUCAAGCUCAAACUCGAGUUCAGCAUCCUCAACCGUCUCGUCGAACUUACACGCGGAAGAAACGAAAGCUCUUAUGGUCGCAGUCACAAUGCUACUCAUCACGAUGAUGUUGGUUUGGAGACUUUGAAUCGCGACCGGCGGAAACAUACUGGGCCCCAGGGAACAAUUACUGGAGAGUAUGAGGUUCGUGUUGGGAAGGGAGAAGGGAGUCAUCGUGCCUUUGGCAAUGAGUCGAGUCUGGUAAAGACCACCGAGAUAUCAGUCCAUAGCGAAAGGUAUCCGGGUCAUGGUGAUCAUGAUAGAGGUAGUUUAGAAGGUGAAGGAUCAGGUGGUUUGCAGCAUGUACCGAGAGGAAGUGCAUCGUCGGCGUCUUCUGAAGUACAGUUUGCCAAAUAUGGCAACUAAGGUGUAAUAAUACUACAACGUUUGUCAUCU
This is a messenger RNA of Fusarium redolens, 1328 nucleotides long. RefSeq lists its product as uncharacterized. The transcript has a single exon. The record is from RefSeq and is a predicted model, not a curated record. Bases 207 to 1298 code for a protein of 363 amino acids. Lineage: Eukaryota; Fungi; Ascomycota; Sordariomycetes; Hypocreales; Nectriaceae.